Nothobranchius furzeri (turquoise killifish) is the source of this 5436-nucleotide messenger RNA. RefSeq names its product tripartite motif containing 65 (gene trim65). Lineage: Eukaryota; Metazoa; Chordata; Actinopteri; Cyprinodontiformes; Nothobranchiidae. The record is from RefSeq and is a predicted model, not a curated record. Gene Ontology annotation, molecular function: zinc ion binding; protein binding.
UUAAUGUGAAGUUGAACCGUUUUAACAUUUUUAUCCGACUUUAUAUUCGCUACCGGAAGGAAUUCUGGCCAACAUGUUUAUGUAGGCUAACGUUAGCUAGCUGGCCGUCUCUCUCUCACCGUGUAAAUUAUUACUUGGUUUUAGUUUCGUGUCCACUGGCUCUACGAUAAUAGGAAUGUUCUGGGAAAUAAAGGCUUUUGGUAAAUUCCUGCUUCUUCUGCAAACAUGGAGUCUCAGAAUUCAAAUCUAACCUGUGCCAUAUGCUUGGACCGCUUCAAAGUCCCUGUCACCAUUCCCUGUGGUCACACCUUCUGUAAGAACUGCAUCACCCUUCACUGGGACACCAAGAGCAAGUCUGACAUCGGACCCCAGUGUCCCAUCUGCAACGAGGAGUUCCCCACCAGGCCCAUCCUGAAGCGUAACGUGUCCCUGUCGGUCCUGACGGAGGCUGCAAUCAGCACCGGUCCCUCCUGCAGAGAGCCUCAGGGGAGGGGAGGCGAUGGGGCAAAAGCCAUGCAGCUGUGUGAUCGACACAAGAAGCCCCUGGUUCAAUACUGCAAACAAGACAAGAAGCCUGUGUGCCCUGAAUGCAGCAUCUCAGAAUGCAAGAACCACCAGAAGGAGUCACUGGAGGUGGAGAGGGAAAAUCAAAAGCUGCUGCUGAACAGUAAAGGGAAGGAGGUGCAGAAGCUCCUGGAGGAGACACAGAAGAGCAUCAGCGACCUGGCUGAGAACAUCAACCACGCUAAGGUGUCCCUUGAGCAGACUUCAUCCUGGAUGAAGCUGAAGUUCUCCACCUUGAUAAAAACCCUGAGUGAGAAGCAGGAGGCCACAGAGCUGUUCCUUCUGGAGCAGAAGGAGACCGCCAUCAGUGAGGCAGAGGCGCGUCUGGCCCAGCUCAUGGAGAACUCCCAGAUUCUCAAAGAGAGCCAGGUCCAGAUAGCAGCUCUGAGCACCCUAUCUGACACCGACUUCAUUAGGAAAUCAACACUUGUAGAAGUUCCUCAUUGCAAAGACGUUCCCACAGACGUGUCACCAAACCUGCAGGAUCGCAUAAACGGAGUAACGGACGUCCUCUCCCGCGUGUCAAAGCUGGUCUCUGAAGACCUGGAGAAGGCUGUGGGCACAGCAGUGGGUCAGGACAAAGACGGAUCUCCUCAGGACAAGAGACCAGUUCUGGCUGUUGUUCCCAGUCCUGCUGCUUUCAGCCUCCCUGGUGGGAAGGAAGGUCUUAGUGCCUACCGAUGCUCUCUGACCUUUGACCCUCGCACGGCCAAUGGACACCUUUCUCUGUCGCUGGAGAAUCGGAGGGCGGAGCACCUGAUCUCCGGGCCGCGUCCUGUCCCUCCAUAUGAAGUCCGCUUCGAUCACACCUGGCAGGUGCUCUGCUUUCAGAGCUUUAAAUCCGGGCGGCACUACUGGGAGCUGGAGGUGUCCAAACCCUGGGCCUACGUCGGGGUUACCUAUGAGACCAUCCCCAGGAAGGAAAAAGGGAAGAGGUGCAUGGUGGGGAUGAACGACCUGUCCUGGAGCCUGCAGCUGGAUGAGCACCAGCUCUGCGCCUGGCACAGCGGGAGGCGGGAGGCGCUGGCUGGCCCCUCCCACCACAGCCGCAUCGGCAUGCUGUUGGACUACGAGGCCGGGACCCUGACUUACUACGGAGACGGACAGACCAGACUUCACGCCUUCCACUGCGCCUUCACAGAGGAGCUGUUCCCUGCCUGCUGGAUAGGAGAGGGCGUCAGCAUCACCCUCUGCUCCACAUGAGGAACCACUAAGGGUCACGGACUCUGACGGCCUCGUUUAUCCACUCUUCUCUUUUAAAACCAUCUCUGUGUCGUUGUUUGAAGGGACCCUGCUGUGGUGACGAGCCCUUUUCCUCUAGAGCCCAAUGUCUCUGGUUCACACUACGUCAGUCUCACCGGUUUUAUCUGGCUGGCUUCGAUCUAAUCACCAAAACGCCAUUUCAGCACAGGUCGUUGUUUCUUCACAUGAAAUCAGCUGUUUUGUGUUUUAAAGCUUAGGCCCCGCCCUCUCCACCACAGAUAGUUCCUCCAUUUAGAAAACCAUCUUGAUCCACAUCAUUCUCUCAUCUCUAAGUUUAUUAGACACGCACAUGGCAGAUGGUUGGAGGAGUUAAACAUGGAGUCAGCCAUGCUGAUAAACUGUAGAAGCAUCUGUUAGUGCUGCGCACACACGUAGUCAUUAUUUUAGUGCAUCUUAUUUAAAAGUUUAAAUAUUCAGCCUAAACCGCUGUUAUUGCACCCUCUUCAGGUUAAAACUAUGCACUGCAUUAAAAUUAAGAGUCCGCUAUGGCUAACGGCUCAGCAGUAUUUCUCAGCCACUCAUAAGCCGAUACGGCUUAGAGCCGCUUGGCUCCUCCGUCACUCCUUCCUCCCUUUCCUUUGGUGAAGGAGGUGGGGGGACAUCCUCCAGACUAGGAAGUCUGCUGCUGUUUCUCUGUCCGUUGGGGGUGCGUGUUUGUUAGCGGCUCGUUUCUCCAACAGAAGAUCUGCAUGCGGCAGGGCGGAGUUGCUGUCAGUCACGGCUGCAGCGCUGCCCUCUCGGUCCCUCCUGUUGGCACAUUUUCUAAACUAAGUAUGAGUGGAGACAGACUCUGGUGGGGGGCAACUUGCUCUUUAAGUGUUCACUCCUUAACCAAAGGGUUGAAGGUUGUUGCCUUGCUCAGUUUGUCUCAGUCAUUGUGUCCUUGGGCAAGACACUUCCCCCCCCCCCCCUCCUUACCUGCUGGUGGAGGUCGGAGGGACUGGUGGCUUAUGUCAGUGAGCCCCAGGGCAGCUGUCGCUAUGGUUGAGCUCAUCACUACCAGCGUGUGAAUGACUGGUGUGUUGUAAAGCACCUUGGGGGGUGUAGGGCUCUAUAAGUCUAUGUAAACACACUGUUUACCAUCAGCACUGCAGCAGGGCCUGAAAAACGACACAAACUCCUGAAACGUUUAGUCUGAAGGUGGUGUCGCUAAUGACGUAGCGCCAGUCUUAUUCUAACCAGGUGUUUUCACCUGCUGUGUGAUUUCCACCCAACACUCACCACCCUCCAUCUUCAUUAGAUGCAAAUUUACCUCCCAAACUUAAGGAUUGUGUAGAAAUGUUCUUGUUCUCCACGACAACGCCCCUGGAUGGUUCAAACUGUCCCAGCAGGAAUGACAGUGACCUUCAGCAAACAUGUUAACAGAUGCUAACUCUGACCUCAUGAAACAUGUCGGCACUUUUCUGUUACACACAUUCAAUUCAAUUUUAUUUUAUUUAUAUAGCGCCAAAUCACGACAAGUGUCGUCUCAAGGCACUUCACAUAAUAAACAUUCCAUACAGGUCAGGUCAUUAAGCCAAUUAGUAAAACGUUUCCUAUAUAAGGAACCCAGCAGGUUGCAUCGAGUCACUGACUAGUAUCAGUGACUAUACAGCAAUCCUCAUACUAAGCAAGCAUGCAGCGACUGUGGAGAGGAAAACUCCCUUUUAACAGGAAGAAACCUCCAGAGGAUCCUGGCUCAGUAUAAGCAGCCAUCCUCCACGACUCAUUGGGGAUGGAGAAGACAGAGCAGACACACACACACACACACACCAACCAAGUAGUGUUUCUAUGGUUACAUUGUGAUUUCUUAGUAAAUAUUCUAUUUGGUGAGAGAUAAACUUUAUUGUAUUUAUCCUAGUGAAUCUAUAAUUAAACGGAUAAACUAGCAGUAGCACAUCCAACGUCAAGGAAAGUAAAAAGUUAUCAGGAGAGGGAGAAUGAAGUGGUUAGCAGCAGUGUGCUAGACGAUGGCCCCCUCCAUGAGGCCACCACAGCUCAGCAGAACAUCAUUGUAGCUUCUUCUGGGGAGAAAAACACUUAGAGAAAAAAUAAAGUUAACAGCUGAAAUUGCACAAAAUAGUACAGUUAAAGAGCAGAUUGUAGAAGAAAGUAGUCGAGUGUGAAAAGUGGUCAGUGUGUCCUCCAGCAGUCUAACCCUAUAGCAGCAUAACUACAGAGAUAACUCUGGAUAACCUAGCCUUUUAGAUGGAGGCAUGUUGGAGGCAGGGCAAGGGAGAGCCGUCUUUACCGACUGUACACUCCACCUCCCUCUACUCCCCCACUUGUCCAGAUCUAGGCUAACAUCAGAUUUUAACCAUAGGCCCUAUCAAAUAAAAAUGUUUUAAGCCUAGUCUUAAAAGUAGACAAGGUGUCUGUCUCAUGGACUAAGGCUGGGAGCUGGUUCCACAGGAGAGGAGCCUGAUAACUAAAAGAUCUGCCUCCCAUCUUAAUUUUAGAUAUUCUGGGAACCACCAGUAGACCUGCAGUCUGAGAGCGAAGUGCUCGGUUAGGAACGUAUGGAACAAUCAGAUCACUGAUGUAUGAUGGAGCUUGAUUAUUAAGAGCUUUAUAUGUGAGAAGAAGGAUCUUAAAAUCUAUUCUGAAUUUAACAGGUAGACAAUGUAGGGAAGCUAAGACAGGAGAGAUAUGAUCUCUCUUUUUAAUUCUCAUCAGAACUCUAGCUGCAGCAUUUUGGACAAGCUGAAGACUUUUAACUACAUUCUGUGGACUUCCUGAGAGUAAUGAAUUACAGUAAUCCAGUCUUGAUGUAAUAAAUGCAUGAACUAGUUUUUCAGCAUCACUCCUGGAAAGUAUGCUUCUAAUCUUAGCAAUAUUCUGAAGGUGGAAAAAGGAAAUCCUACAAACCUGUUUAACAUGGAAUUCUAAUGACAUGUCCUGGUCAAAGAGAAUACCAAGGUUCCUUACUUUGUUCUUGGAGAUUAAUGUAAAGCCAUUCAGGUCAGGUGAUCGGCUAAGCAAUUUCCUUUUCUGGAUUUCUGGUCCAAAGAUGAGAACUUCCAUCUUGUCUUGAUUUAAAACACAUGGGAGUUUCUGUUCAGGUUUCAGUGUGGAGCAUGCAGGAGUAAUUAGGAAGAAGUCGCUGUGAAGCACAUUUCUGUGGAUUCAUGAGCUCACUUCUCCUUCAGCUUCCUCUUUGCACACUUCUGUCCCGUCAUGCUCCUCUCCGCUGCUGGGCCUGACAGCUACAGGACUUCUGCUCCGUUUCGUGUUGGAAACAGGAGUUACUACUGAGGGUUAUCGGUGGUGGGAUCUGCUGCACUUUCAGAUGUCUCCUACUGGUUUGUGACCUUUUUGAUUAUUACUUUGAGCACUUUUUGAGCUUUGUGAACUUUGAUCUGCUGACUGACUUCAGGCUCAGUGUUUUGGGAAACAUUUAUGCACAUGAUCCAAAACUUCACGGAUUCAUCUGGGAUGUCAAACUCUCCUCUCUCCCCCCUGGUGGACAUUAAAGCCCAACCCUGCUGACUGGAGAAAUAAAGCAGCCUCCAAGAGUCGAGAGCGGUUUAUUAAAAUACAAUCCAACGUUUACAUGCAUCAGUAGACAUCAUGCUUUGUUUCCCUUUGAGACAUUUUACAGGAAUUGACAAUAAAUCAGUUUGGAAUAAA